UCAUUUUUCUUGCAAUUUUGGUAUAAAAUUAUUAAUUUCAAUCAAAAGUAUAGAUUUAUCUAUAAAUAUAAAAAGCAUUUUAAUGUACAAAUAUUGUAGAUAUGAAUAAAAAUAUUUACCAGCAAUCAUUCAUGCUCUGCUCACUGUGUAUAGAUGCUCAAUGCGCAUGCACACGGCAGCCAGCUGUGUAGGAGAAACAGAUUCACUUGUCGUAGCUUCGCGACCGUUUGUUUCGCACAGUUUCCGCCAGAAAGCCAUUACGAGAAGAGGCACGCGUUUGAUAGUCGAGCAGUGUCGGUUACGGAAUCAGCUUCUGUAUUGUUGUUGGUGGUAAAUGUUUAACGAUUAUCCGGUAGCAAGCAGGCAUCACACCUGGCCGGACUGACCGGUGUCAGGAUAUAAUGUAAUUUUUGCGUUUUCCCCUGUGGUGCAUGUGAACAAUACAAUCGGACGAAGAAAAGCUGACAAAGAAAAAACUUAAUAAAGUACAAAGUGGGAAGCAACAAAAACGAGAAAGGAAGCGGUUAAGAUCAUCAUCAUCCUCGGGCUGUUAUUAAAGCCAUCAUCUAAGGUUCCCCGUGGAGUUGUGUCAUCCGGCUGAACGGUGGAAUACGUUAUGUACGAAUGCAUUUUCCUCGAUAAACAUAUCCACGUGUGAUUUACUUUGUAUGUGUGUGUACGUGUGAGAAAAGUGUGUGUGUGUUUUAGAAGAAGAAAAAAUAAGCCAAUGCGAACGUGCCAAGCCUAUCCAAGCAAACCGAAAAGCAUCCAAGUUUGGUGUGGUGUACCGGUGGCAUUGUGGUGAAGUGGCGAGUCGUGUGAAAGAGUGCACAUAUGCAUCAUAGGUGGGAAAAGUUUCGCUAAGUAGGAUUUUUCCGGGCUUCAGUGAAAACAGAGGUGGGUGCAUUUUUUGCCCCGAGAGGUGUCUGUUGUGAGAGAAGUAUAGAAGAAAAAUAAAAUAAAAGAAAGUGUGCUCUGGUUACUAGGAGAAAAGUGUGUCGGUGCAUCCUUUCCGUAGUUUGGAAAUGUGUGUGUGUUGUGUUGGCAUCUAGUAUUCAUACAUGUGUGAGUGUGUGCGUGUGUGGUAGGGGGAGCUGUGUGCAUAGUGAUUCGAGUUUUCUCCACUGCCGUUCGCGUUCAAAUCCACCCAGAAAGGAACGAAUCACCAUAGUACGGAAGAGUGGAGGCGAGAAGGCGGAUCAGCUGAUCACGCAGCAUCUAGUCUAGAGUUCGGUACGGAAUGAGCUGCUGAGUUGAUUUAUAUUAUUUGCUUCCUGCUUUUCGGGCGUAACAGUGUGCGCAUCCAGGUGUGAUUUUGGGUGGUGGUAAUGAGGGUUUGGAACGGAUCUUCCACCUGAUACGAACGACAUCGUUUUUAGCUUGGAACAUCUAGCAAAACGCACAAAAAAGAACGCGCAAAAACAAACGUACGAGAUAUUGUCCCUUGUUUUUAAUGACGACAGCAACCGAAACAACACCAUGACGUUAAGGAUAAUACCCAUCCUGCUAAGCGUGACCGCUCUCAUCCUGCUGGCGUUAAACUUUGACUCGGCAACCGCUAAUAAUCAUCAAUUAUCGUCAUCAUCAUCAUCAUCAUCCGAGGCAGCAUCCAGCACGACAGUAUCAACGCCGUCGGUGGCAGAAUGGGACGCAAAUGGUGCAGUAACGCCUCCGGCCACUGGCAACCGGUUGCGAGCUGAAGCAGCACAAUUAGUAGACAAUAAAAUCCACGACAAACUGCAACGGCACGAACCUACCGACGGACGAAUGAGUGCUGCCCCCGUACAGGCCGGGCGCCAGAAACGAGAAGAUAUUUUUAGCGAUAAUGUUCUUACAAAUAAUUAUCAGCUUAAGGGUGACGCCGAACGGUGGGAAGGGUCCGGGAAUGGUGCAGCGCAGUCGAGGAUAGCGGAGGAGGUACUGCUCGUUAGCAAUCUGACCGAGGAACGGGCCAGGGAAGAGAACGAACUGUUGGAACACCUAAAUCGCGACCGUUUCCAUGGCAGUCAAAUCAAGCUCGAUAAUAGCGGCGACAGAUCGGAAGCAAGAAGUGGCCCUCAGCGCAGCCGUAAAAAGCACCGCCGACGAAUAGGACACAAGAUGCACAAGCACAAGAAGAUCAAGCUGCUUCCGGUGACGCUCGUCGGUGUGCCGGUGAACGAGGACGGUCAACCGGAUACCGCCAUCAUCGAGGGACUAACGAACGGUGCGGACGGUGGUUGGUCUUUGAAGCUUUCUUCCAACGCCAAAACGGUCGACGAUUUCGUAAGCUCAACCGGUGGCGGUGACGUAAAACGGACAAGCCACAUUCAACCAUCGCCGGACGAAGGCAGUGCAACGGUUGAUGGCACCAUGGUGGAGAUGGUGGACGUUUGGAAGGAAACGACAAUGCCUCCAUCGACCAGCUUCGGGUCGCCGCAGGAUACUGUCGAGGAUCGGCGACCGGCAAUGGUUUCCGGGUUUCCACCGCCUCCGGUGAUGGUGGCCGACGGUCACCUGGUGUUUGGUAGUGUGGGUGACAUGCAAAUUCCCCGAUUGUCAGCCGAUCAACCGGACGCACAGCGCACAAAGUUGACCCGCGAGCAGAGGAAGCGCGAAAAACAGCAACGGAAACAAUUACAGAAAGUGGGUGAGCAGAGAAAACUCGUCAAUCCACCGCUACCACCACUGCCGUCCGGUGUCACAGUGUCCAGCGCCAGUACGGUCACCUUUCCCGCGGACGAUCACAAAGGCACGGAGACGGUAUCGGUUGCGCGCGUCAUCAUUUCGGGCGAUUUAUCCUGCAUGAAAGACGACUUCAUCCCAGCGCCGGCGAUCGCUAACGGUGACAUCAAAUAUUUGCGUAACGAUUUGUACGGGUUGGAAAACUCAUUCCUGGAGGCGGAGUAUCACUGCCGGAUGGGGUAUCGGUUGCGGACGAAGGACGGACAAAGCCGACCGGUCGUUACCUCGACCGGUGCCAUCGCCAAUGCCAAUCUGGUUUGCCGUAAGUCGCGCUGGAUCGGUAAAAGGCCGGCUUGUGUGCGGAUUAAGCCUUCCCAGCGUCAGCCGCAACCAUUCUCCACCGUAUGGCCAUCGGGUUCGACGAUUACCACGGACGGCAUGACUAAUGGUACGCGUUCGAUGCCGGUAAAUGCCUGCGGAAAGGAUCAUCGUUGCCCACAGGCUUGCUACCGUGUGGCAACGGGCAAGGGCAGCACAAAUCGUACCACCGUCUGUUCCUGCUACAAAGGAUUUAAAAUGGUCAACCAUCGAUGUGUGGAUAUCAACGAAUGCAUCGAGUACGGUGAGGAUGUGUGCGAAUACGGCUGCUCCAACACGAUCGGGUCGUUUACAUGCAAAUGCCCGAGAGGAUUGCGAGUUACGGACAAUAAUAAAUGCAUGGAUGUAAACGAAUGCCUGCUCCGGAACGGACACGGACCGUGCCAGGAUACGUGCAUCAACACGUGGAGCAGCUACAGGUGCACCUGCGAUGGACUGCCGGGCACAAGACUGGCGGCCGACGGCCAUAGCUGCGAGGACAUCGACGAAUGUACGGUCAACAAUGGUGGCUGUUCGCACACCUGCCUCAAUACGCUUGGGCGAGCGUUCUGCGUUUGUCCCGAGGGCUACAUGCUGGACGAGGAUUGGAAGACAUGCGUGGAUGUGGACGAGUGUGCCAACCAACGGUCGAUUGCCAGCGAACAUCGGUGUCACGGACGGUGCAUCAAUACGGUCGGGUCUUACCGUUGCGAACAGGGCACAGAACAUGGUGGUGGAGACUACGCUGAGGGAAGGUCGGCUAGUGGUGCGGGUGAUGCAGGAGAACAAGAGCAACCGGACUAUGACACGCUCUGCCCAACAGGCUACCAUUUCAACACGACCAUGGGCGAUUGUCAAGACACGAACGAGUGCAGCAUCUCAAAUGGUGGCUGUCAGCAACAUUGUAUCAACAGUGACGGAAGCUACUACUGCUCGUGCAAAUAUGGCUUCAAGUUGGACGUCGACAAGCGUUCCUGUCUCGUACUGAACGACUCGUUAAAGUUGGCGGACAUUGCCUGCCCACCAUUGUUUCCACCACGCCACGGUUACCUCGAGUGCAGCCGACCGAUUGACGAAAUUGCGGAUGGUCCGACCGGUGGCAGCCUCAAGAUUACCAACCGUCCCGGCAGCCAAUGCAUCCUAAAGUGUCCGACCGGCUAUCGACUCGAGGGAAAAUUCUCCAAAAUCUGUGGCACCACCGGCGAAUGGAUUGGCGAUGAGAAUGGCACCUGCAUACGAUAUCCGCAACCUAAGCUCCUAUGUCCGACCAGUGUGAACGUGGAGUUACAUCCAAACGAAACCGAAACCACAACAGUUCGAUUGCGUCGUCCCGAAACUGACGUCAGCUGGGAGCGAGACGUUCAGGUCGAGCCAUAUUGGGUGAAGAAAGAUAGUUUCACGCUACCUCUCGGUAGUCUUAACGUUAGCUACACGGCCAGACAUCCAGUCUCAAAGCUUCACACCGAAUGUAACUUCCUCGUUAACGUACUGCCUGGUUCACCGCCAAGAGUAGACUUCUGUCCGGACACGCAGGUGUACACGAUCGAAGGCCGACACCAGAGCGUUAAGGCAACGUGGGAGGAACCCGUCUUUUCGGACAAUGUUGGUGUAGUGACCAUCACGAAAUCGAACAGCCCAGGGACAGACUUUGGAGCUGGCAGCCAUCUUAUCACGUACGAAGCGCACGAUGACGCAGAAUGGAAGAGCAAGUGCGUCUUCAAAAUCGUCGUGAACGUGAACCCGGAACAGCAACAGCAACCGACCGCUCAGUCCCACUUCCAACUACCGAUUCUGUACAAUCGGUUCUACUUCUAAGGUGGGAAUGCUCCAGUGCACGGCGGCCAGAACAUCUCCAACGGAGACACGCAACACGAAUUGUACAGAUGCGGAAGGACAUAUUUUACACGGACGGAUGCGACUAGUGCCCGUUUUUCGAUCAAGUAUUCGAAUGCGGUUUUUCGAUGCAGAAGGUAGGCAAGCUUUUUAUCGUCGGCAAAACAAGGCAAAGGUGCUUGAGUAAGUGGAAUACAAUAACACAAGAGUUUAUUCUAUACACGAUGGAAGGGUGGAAGAGAUCCAGCAGAACUGAGAUAUCUUGUUCAAGAAGAACGCACACUUCUAUUGAGCUGUUACAUCUCGUUUUGUGCUGCUUAUUUUCCACACUUUCUGCUAAGAGAGGAUUGGAAGAGAUUAUACAUAAGAAGCAAAUAUCAAACCGUACAUAUACAGAUCCCAAUAGACGGUAAGGAAACAGUAGUCGUAAGCAGUAUAAAACCGGAGCGAUGCAAUGCAGUUUCGAAGGAUCAUUCCAAGGAAAAAGGAUUAAUCAAAACCCCAAAUCAAUAUACACCGAAACGAGUGGUGGUGCGGGAAGCAAUGAUGAUGUUUAGUAUGCGAAGGUGUUUUAAUUUCAACUAGGAAAAGCCACCGAUUAGGAAAAUGUACACGGUUGGCGUUAAUGUACAUAGCAUCUUUCGCUGAAUUUGCUAAUUAUCAAUCUAACGCAUAAGAUGAUACAACAUUCCGUGGAAAGCGGGGAAACCAGAGAAAAUAGAAAGAAAAGGGAAAUCAUUUUCUACAUAAAAAAACAAUAAUAAACCCUUCACGAGUCUUGUGAAAAGAAACAAACGAGUAGUUAAGAAGGUGUUUUGUCCUGCGGAUUGCAUAUAUUCUGGCACUUGUUUUAAGUAAUAAGCGCCAAAAUAAUGCAAAUUUGCCAAGAAACUAUCUACCACUAUGUAGAAAGUUUUCUUCCUACACUGCACGUUUGUCACUUAUCAACAAGCAUCAUAAAGGGAAGCCUGUGCAUACCUGCAUACGGUCAUGAACAUAAAUUUCAUUGGAAAAAGUAAAGCAAAGGGUGCAAGCAAAUGAUUGAACCAAACAGUAGCGCAACGCUUCUAAGCACAGAAGCUUAGUAAUCGUAGGGCAAAAGCUUUAGUUCUGUGGUUUUAAUGUAAGAUAGAGCUGCAAAACCCUCCUUCAACCCCACUUCCUUCAAAACCACUCCUACGUCCACCAGUUACGGGCGGAAGGUUUGAAACACGAGCCUGUAUGCCUGUCUGGUGAAAUGAUGAAUAUCAUCUACCUUUGCAAAGAGAGCUGAAAAGAAGUAGUAUGUAUAAAGCAUUAUGCUAUGCCCCCCCCGGAUUGGUUCGGAAUUUCAAUAUCAAUAAAAUGGAAAAGUGAUGAAGUAAUUUCAGAGAAAAUGGAACACAACGCAA
Messenger RNA from Anopheles funestus (African malaria mosquito), 6245 nucleotides. RefSeq lists its product as uncharacterized. The transcript is spliced from 13 exons. The record is from RefSeq and is a predicted model, not a curated record. NCBI's taxonomy places the organism in Eukaryota, Metazoa, Arthropoda, Insecta, Diptera, Culicidae. The coding region runs from base 1480 to 4836 and encodes 1118 amino acids. Gene Ontology annotation, molecular function: calcium ion binding.